Molecule: messenger RNA, 1353 nt
Organism: Closterium sp. NIES-65
Lineage: Eukaryota; Viridiplantae; Streptophyta; Zygnematophyceae; Desmidiales; Closteriaceae
Source: the annotation of a GenBank genome assembly
AUGGACGUGGACGUGGACGUGGACAUGGACAUGGACGUGGACGUGGACGUGGACGUGGACAUGGACGUGGACCUGAACAUAGACGUGGACGUGGACGUGGACGUGGACGUGGACGUGGACGUGGACGUGGACAUGGACGUGGACGUGGACAUGGACGUGGACGUGGACGUGGACGUGGACGUAGACGUAGACGUGGACGGGGACGUGGACGUAGACGUGGACGUGGAGGUGGACGUGGACGUGGACGUGGACGUGGACAUAGAGGUGGACGUGGACGUGGACGUGGACAUGGACGUGGACGUGGACGUGGACAUGGACGUGGACGUGGACGUGGACGUGGACGUUGACGUAGACGUGGACGUGGUCGUGGACGUGGACGUGGACGUGGACGUGGACCUGGUCGUGGACGUGGACGUGGACGUGGACGUGGACGUGGACAUGGUCGUGGACAUGGACGUGGACGUGGACGUGGACGUGGACGUGGACAUGGUCAUGGACGUGGACGUGGACGUGGACGUGGACGUGGACAUGGUCGUGGACGUGGACGUGGACGUGGACGUGGACGUGGACCUGGUCGUGGACGUGGACGUGGACGUCGACGUGGACGUGGUCGUGGACGUGGACGUGGACGUUGACGUGGACGUGGACGUGGACAUGGUCGACGUGGAGGACGUGGACGUCGUGGACGUGGAGGACUUGGACGUGGACGUGGACGUGGACGUGGACGUGGACGUGGUCGUGGACGUGGACGUGGACGUGGACGUGGUCGUGGACGUGGUCGUGGACGUGGACGUGGUCGUGGACGUGGACGUGGACGUGGACGUGGACGUGGACGUGGUCGUGGACGUGGUCGUAGACGUGGACGUGGAGGUGGUCGUGGAGGUGGUCGUGGACGUGGACGUGGAGGUGGUCGUAGACGUGGACGUGGACGUGGACGUAGACGUGGAUUUGGACGUGGACGUGGACAUGGACGUGGACGUGGACGUGGACGUGGUCGUGGACGUGGACAAGGACGUGGUUGUGGACGUGGACGUGGUCUUGGACGUGGUCGUAGACGUGGACGUGGAGGUGGUCGUGGAGGUGGUCGUGGACGUGGACGUGGAGGUGGUCGUGGUCGUGGACGUGGACGUGGACGUGGACGUGGACGUGGAGGUGGUCGUAGACGUGGACGUGGAGGUGGUCGUGGAGGUGGUCGUGGUUGUGGUCGUGGUCGUGGACGUGGACCUGGACGUGGACGUGGUCGUGGUCGUGGUCGUGGUCGUGUCGUGGACCUGGACGUGGACGUGGACGUGGAUGUGGUCGUGGACGUGGACGUGGACGUGGACCUGGACGUGGACGUGGACAUGGACGUAG